AUGCCAGUCAGGGCAGCAUUGGAAAUCUGUAAUCUGGGUGUAACAGAGUAUUUGCUGAAUCCUAUGUAUGCGUGUCCUUCUUCACAGCAUACCUCACCAACGACUCCCAACAAGCCCCUGGCUCCACUGGACUGGGCCUCCCAUGUCACCACUAAACCAGAUCCUUCUGUGGUCAAUAAACACAUCAGGAAGGUGGUGGAUUCUGUAUUCAGGAAUUAUGACCAUGACCAUGAUGACUAUAUUUCUCAAGAGGAUUUUGAGAGCAUCGCUGCUAACUUUCCCUUCCUGGACUCCUUCUGCGUUUUGGACAAAGAUCAAGAUGGAUUGAUCAGUAAGGAUGAGAUGAUAGCGUAUUUCCUUCGGGCUAACCCACUGCUCCAGUGUAAGAUGGGUCCGGGUUUCAUCCACAGCUUCCAGGAGAUGACAUACCUGAAGCCCACCUUCUGUGAACAUUGUGCUGGAUUUCUCUGGGGAAUCAUCAAACAGGGCUACAAGUGCAAAGACUGUGGAGUAAACUGUCAUAAACAAUGUCGGGAGCUGCUGGUUCUGGCCUGUAGGAAGCUGAUUCGCUCCAGUUCUCUGGGCAAUGUUUCUCCAGCCAGACUGACCCAUAGCUCACUGCCCAGCAGCCCUUCAUUGCCAACCUGUGAAGAUGAGGAUGAGGUGUUUGAGUUCCCAACUGUCACCUCAGCAGGUCCAGCUCUGGAUCCUCAGUCCAUCACCCUUAUGACUGGCUCAGCCCAGAGGAUCUCUGUGCGCCUGCAGAGGGCCACCACAAGCCAGGCCACCCAAACUGAGCCCUUGUGGCCCGAACACAGCUGGGGAACAACAGAUGGUGGCUCCCACACGUUCCCCAAAAUGAAAUAUAGGACUAAUAGGAAAACAUCUAAAAAUAAAGGAUUUGCCCGCUGGGAAAACCAAAAUAACGGGCAGCAACAGGCAUUUUCCACUCGGUGCAGCAUGGACUCUCAGGAGAAGUCAGAUGCCACAGGAGAGCUUGUACAGAAUGGGAUUACACACAGAGGGAAGGACAGCUGACUUAAUCCCGGUGGUAAGGACCAGUCCCGGGGGUCCAGAAAGGCUCUAGCAGCUGGUACCAGGAAGCUCUUUGGUCUGGAGGAUGUGCUGGGCUGCCUAACGUCCCCCUUCAGUGACCUGGAGUUAUCAUGUCCUCUCUAGACUGCAGCGCAGACAGCUACAUUUGGACGCUGUGCAGCUAAAUGGCAGGACAUACAGUGUGAUGGAGAGGAGCUCAGUGGAUAAACACCCACCUCCAUCUUUACCUCCUGUGUGCCGUGUAACAACUAGGGAUCAGAGUAGAUUCCUAAUACGUAACGUAGGUUUGAGUUUUGAUCCAGAUGUACAUACAUUUUAAACAUCACAAAAGUGUGGAAUGCAUUUUGUUUAGUGGAUCAAUGCCAGCCAGUUCCUUGCGUAUAUAAACCAACAUAAUGUACUCAGCACUGUACACUGUGACAAAGUAAAAGCCAGGAACAGAAACUUUCUCCUGCUUGAAGAAAGUGACACGUGACACUACUCACGUGACACUACUGGUAGUGACUUAGUGGUCACUACCAGAGUUCUUAGUGGUCACUACCAGAGUUCGAAUGAUCAGAAAAAGCAUGAUGGAUGUGGCAGAGUGCGUUUUUUGUGCAAAAAAGGGAAAGUCAAAACUGUACAGUUUCGCUAUAUUGAUAAAAUGGUCAAUUCCGCAAAAACCUGGAUUAUGUAGAUUUUGUCAUGUUUAAUAUUUUUUAUAUCGGCACCUACAGUGAGGUUAACUCUCAUUUAAGGGUAAAAAAUAAUCCACUCAUGAGUUUUACAGCAGAGACAACUGCCCCAAAAUAAAUAAGCAGCAUGCAAUUUAAUUACUUUUCCUGACCCAGCCCCAGCAAUAGGAAAAUUGUGAUGGCUCUAUUUUCACAAUGAUUGUACAUCAUCAAAUCAAAGACAUUUAGUGAAAUAUACAUACAUACAUACAUUUGUAUGUAUUUCCAUUUUAUAUAUACAUUUACUAUGUCAUUAUUAAAUAAAAAACACAUCAAAUAGCAACUUUUUGUCUUUAAUUACUGAAUAAAUUUCUGUUAUUGUCAGGAAAUUUCUUUCACAUUUAAAUUGAAUCACAGGUGUCUAAGUGUGUGUUUGUACAGCUGGAAACCCAAAUACCCAACUAUGUAAUUUAGUGUCUUACAUACUACAAAUUUUCUACAAAAAGUAGAAUUAGAAUUUACUCUCAAUUCAAUCCAAAUUUUAAAUAUUGUCAUUGAAGUUGCUGUAAACUUUCUUGAUGUUGGGUUGUUGCUGCUCAAUCUGCCUAACUGCAAUACAGAUUCUCCAUUUGCACACAAACUUUACAAGUUUUUUAAGAGCCCUGGCUUAAACGCAAGUUCCAAUAUUAAUUUUGCGGUCUGCACGUUACACUUGCACAUGAUGCAGCCACAGCACGCCCUGAGUUGUAUUGUAUUGUAAUUAUAUUUAUUAUUAUAUAUGCCCAGUACAGGUAUAAUAUAAUCUAUUUCUUCUAAUAAUAUUAUAUUGUUUUAUGUAAAAGAUAUGUAUAUACAUAAAACUUAAAAAUUUUAAAGCAGCAUCCCACUUUACUAGCCUAGUGUAGCUACAUGUUAUAACAAAGGUUAGAUGCCUGCUUUGGAUUUUAGUUUUUUGGAUGUAUAAAACCUCUUAAAAAGCCCACCUAUUUAAGAGCACUGUACCCCGUUGGGGCCCCUGUGCUGCAGAGACACAGACUGCCACAUGGCUGAAUGGAGCAUUAACUAUCUCACUAACAGAUCCACAGUCCAUGACUGUCUGUGUUGAAAGCACUGGAAAAGUAAAAAAACAUGACCCUCACAGGUCAGUGGUCCAUAGUGGUCCAACUAAAAUAUAGAAUCGUGACGUUACUCUAAAUAGGAUUGUAAUUUUUCCAGCGUUCAGUGUAUCAUUGUAAUUAAGAUAACUCUUACAAAUGCUUGUUUAAUUUAGAAUUGUCUUU
Molecule: messenger RNA, 2989 nt
Organism: Morone saxatilis (striped sea-bass)
Lineage: Eukaryota; Metazoa; Chordata; Actinopteri; Moronidae
Product: ras guanyl-releasing protein 3-like
Exons: 8
Coding region: 1-1038 (345 amino acids)
Biological process (GO): protein phosphorylation
Molecular function (GO): ATP binding; calcium ion binding; protein serine/threonine kinase activity
Source: RefSeq, a predicted model, not a curated record